UGUGAAAUACAAUGGGGGAUGAUUUAGACAGCCGCAAGACAAACACACAAAAGGGGAAGGAGAGAGUAUAAAGACAGAAAAUGCAGCUUCUGCCUUUAGCGUUGACUUUUGCUUGAAACCUUAGUGCUGGAGAAACACAGGCAUGGCACAUGGUUUCAUUAGCUGCUCUGAGACUUGGCAAACUUGUACCCCAGGGCCCGCCCUGCCUCUUCCCACUGCCCUGGGCCCCACAGCUAACAUCAAUGGGGACCGUCCCAUCCAUAGGACAGUUGAGGCAGCUUCCAUAGAGCCUCCUCUGCCCCCGGGUUCUGGAGCCGGGCACCUCACAAAGGAUGGAACGUUCUCCUGCCUGCUCUGGAAACCGCACCAGCACCACUCCUACCGACCAGCCCAGUCAGGCAGCACCUCGGGGCCAACGCCACACGGCAGCUUCUCUCCUGCAGACCUGCCUCCCCGACACCAGGCUCCUGACCACUCUUCCCUGAGGCUCUUUGCGCACCAUAGUGUAUGUGAUGCAGAAAAUAUCCAUUUCCAAGCCACCUGUCUCUUUGGACAUGUACAAGAGCUUGUACAUGUCAGACUACAGACCGUACAGCAACUACAAACCACCCAUUGAGAAUCACUCGCAGAUUAAAAUAGCAGAAGCCCAACUAAAAGCCAAGGAGUUUUCACAGCUUUCUAAGUACCGGCCUCCAGUCAUGUGUAAGGAAUAUCCAGUCAGCCAGGGAAAAGAAAUUGCCGAAGGACUGUGCAGUCAAGCACCUGUUAGCUCAGACGAUAAACUGGAAAAGGGUCACAAAGGCGGCUCAUUUGGUCCUGAAUCAUUCCGAGAGGUCCAGGAAGAGCAGAGGAAGUAUUUUAACACCGUCCUUCCAAACGCUAACCAAUACCUUUCUAAAUGUUAUCCCCACCCGGAGCAAGCUGCAACACAGGUGGACAAAACGGAGAGAACACAACUGUCCAUCAUGCCACAAGGAGAACCUGCUGCUUCUUCACCAUUAUUUUUCCAGCCUCCUGAAGCCACAGAGCAAUGUCCAGGAACAGAAGGUCAGGAAGGGCCAGUGUCUAACAAGCGAAGACCAAGACAGACCUGGGACAACUAUCAGCAAUUUAUCCGGGAGACGUGCAGAGCUAGGCAAGCAAAAGCUCAGCAGAACAGGAGCCUGGUCUUGGGGUCGUCUGUGUUUAGGGAAGAUUGCUGCAGUUCGGAUGGAACAAGCACCUACAGCACAGAUUACAAAUACUGGUCCGGAGUCCACAAAGAGCAUUGCAAAGCACACAAGAAUUUCUCUAAAAUUGUCUUUGAAGAUGGCUCCCUUAACGAGAGCCCCUGGGUCUCAGAAUACAAGGACAGCUACAGUAUUUUCUUGCAGAAGCUGAACUGGCCAUCUCCCAGCGCCAUGUCAGCUCUGUGCUCUGCUGUAAAGCCCAUCACACAUCUGUCCCAUGGGUUGGCUUCUCACCAGCCCAUUCCAGUGAAUGCAGUCUUCUGAGCCUGGCCAUACAGACCGUGGUCUGGGAGCUAUCCAACAUGCAAACCAUGAUGACACCUGCUCAAGACCAUGGAGUCCUGGAAGACCCUUUAUAUUCCACAUUUACUAUUAUGUUCAUAGAAUAUUUUUGAAGUAAUUAACAUAGAUCUAUUUUUUAUUUACAGAUUUUUAGUAAAAGUAAACUAGAACACUGGUUUCAUUGUAUAUCAGAAAUUAUCUUUAGUACAGUGCAGUAUGUUUAGCUAAAGAAAUAUUCAGGAUGCUUCAAUUGGUUGUGUUGAGAAAUAAAAUUUGGCAAUACAAUUUAU
Pelodiscus sinensis (Chinese soft-shelled turtle) is the source of this 1801-nucleotide messenger RNA. RefSeq lists its product as uncharacterized. Lineage: Eukaryota; Metazoa; Chordata; Testudines; Trionychidae. The record is from RefSeq and is a predicted model, not a curated record.